Molecule: messenger RNA, 3919 nt
Organism: Vicugna pacos (alpaca)
Lineage: Eukaryota; Metazoa; Chordata; Mammalia; Artiodactyla; Camelidae
Source: RefSeq, a predicted model, not a curated record
CUCUUUCUCUGGGCUUUCAACGCUACUCCACGCCCCACCGUGAAAAUGUUGGUGCUUCUGGCUUUCAUCAUCGUUUUCCACAUCACCUCCGCGGCGUUGCUGUUCAUUGCCACCAUCGACAAUGCCUGGUGGGUAGGAGAGGAGUUUUUUGUGGAUAUCUGGAGAGUCUGUGUCAACAACACAAACUGUACAGAAAUCGAUGACUCCUUUCAAGAAUUCUCCACGAUACAGGCGGUCCAGGCCACCAUGAUCCUGUCCACCAUCCUCAGCUGCAUCGCCUUUCUGAUCUUCGUGCUCCAGCUCUUCCGCCUCAAGCAGGGAGAGAGAUUUGUUUUAACCUCCAUCAUCCAGCUCAUGGCAUGCCUGUGUGUCAUGAUUGCAGCUUCCAUUUAUACAGACCGGCGCGAAGACAUUCACAAGAACAACUGGAGACUGUAUUCCCAGACCGCGGACGGCACAUACGGCUACUCCUACAUCCUGGCCUGGGUGGCCUUUGCUUUUACCUUCAUCAGCGGCCUCAUGUACCUGAUACUCAGGAAGCGUAAAUAGAGCCCCCAGAGCGGGGUCGCUUUCGCUGCAGUACAGAGUCCACGUGCAGAUAACCGUUUUGUAUAUAAUCAAUUUUUGUGUGUGUGUGGUUUUUCUAGCAAACAUAUUGUUUCCUUUAAAAGCCAAAAGAAGACGAGAGUUUUUGCAUUCUUGAGAUCAGAGACUAGACUUGGCAGGCUGGAAGUCAGAACUCCUGCCCAUCCGGAAGCCUUAACGCGACAAAGCCAAAAAUCCAGCAAUGCUCAAGUGCAAAAAUGUUCAGCAGGAUGUGUCUUAACUGCGGGGAUGUGAUGUGAUGUGACAUGAGGUGGAGAAAACCGGGUCUCGGGGUACAGCUUUCCCUAGCUUUGGGCCAUAUGGAACCCCCCCCCCCACCUCAGCUUCCCUUCCCAAAUCUCUCUGCAUUCGCGGUGGAAGGUGGGGUGAGGGGGUCUGGGUGAGGGAGGAAACCUUGGAUGUUUAACCGUGUUCCAUGUGAGAAGCAGGUAUGGCCCCUGGUGUUCUGUCUACAUCCAGACCAGAGCCCUGACCCUCCUGUAAUGGGCUGGAUCCAGAAAGUGCCACCCAAGUUUGCUCAUGUCACCUGCUUGCCUUCGAGAAGGUGACCUUUAACCUGGGGGCUAGAUUUAGGCUCAGCCUGAUCUCAACAUGUGAUCCCUAGGGCACCUUGUAAAAUGCAGGCUACUGGGACCCUUCCCUAGACCUGCAGAAUCAGAGAAUUCAGGGAUGGGGCCUGGGAGCCUGCAUUUCUAACAGGCUCCUCGAUGAUGCCCCAGGUGCCUUGAAAUUGAAGACCACGGCCCCAGGGCCAGGUGAGCAGAGCUGCCCUAUCGAUGUUAAAGAUCUGGUGUAGAGAUGGGGGGGCAGGCAUACCCCCACUGCAGGCCCAAACUUCGGCCUCCACCAGCUCUUCUGCAGCUGCUCACAUCUGGACCACCCGAACUCCAGCCCCAGGCCUUGCAUCCCAAGAGCCAGACACCCGGGCCGGGGUGGGGGGUGGUUGCAGCCUCCUUCCUACGCUAACUCAGGAGGCUACUCCCUUCUCUUCCUGCCCUGCCUUCUAAGGCUGCCGGGCCUCUACUGACCCCAGUUUCUGGAGCCUCAGAGGGCCAUCUGCCAUGUGUUCAUUCAUCCAUCAACAUAAAGUAGGGAAUGCUUGUGCAAGGCACAGGGGAAACCAUGUCGAGACACUGUCUCUCCUCGUGGGGCUCAUAGUCUCACGGAGGAGACAGAUUAAAAACCAAUUAGGAAAAUGAAUUACAAACAGCGAUAAAGGCUGCAGAGAACACAACCAGGGAUUCAGAAGAGAGGCCCGCGGGGGCGGGAGGGAGCCUGCUCUAUGCCUGCCUGUUUUUAAAAGCUCCUGGAGGCAUUUAGAUCAGCCUGAACGUCACCCCUCUCAGCUUUGAUGGGGCAACGCCAUCCGUGUUACACCCAGAGAACACUUCCCUCUGCAGAGGGGCCCAGGGUCCUGACAGCGAACGAAGCCCUGGGAGGGUCCCAGAUUGCCGUGGUUCUCAACCUUCAGUGAGCACAAGUGCCACUCGGGGGGUGCCACCUGCCAGGGUCUGAGUGAGCCAGUGCUGCCGGCAAUUCCGAGACCGUACAGAGAAGCAGGGCUCUAGGGAGUUGUCCUCAGCCCUGCGAGGUGAGCAGCAGUGCAGGGACCCCGGGAGGUGCCUACGGAAGAAGUUCUUUGCACCUCACUUUUUCCUCCUGUGUCGUGAGCCUGAGGCUGGGAGGUGUGGCUGGGACCUAUGUGCACACGUCAGCACUGGUGCCAUGUAAGUGACAAUUAGCUGAGUAGAGUGAUGAUUUGCCAUGAGUCCAGGUCCAGUGGAACUGGGGAAAUACCUAGUUUGAGUUGUUCUAGGGCCACUGUAGACACGGCUUUAGUGCAGGAUUGAGUUUUCCCUUCAUCUACCCAUACACUCAUUCAUUCAUUUUCAGCAGCAUAGUAAAUGCUUACUGUGUUGCAAGGCUCUGAAAACACGGGGUGAGCAAAUCCAGACAUCCUGCCUGAGACAGGAGCCCCUCCCCACAGAGAGGCCACCAGCACAGGGUCAUGGGGCCAGAGGCAGGACAGGUGGCCACCUCCUGCCUGGAUGGAAAACUGUCAUUAGGCAUGUUUUGAGUAGAAGCAUGGGUCACACCCCUGAGGUGGGCAGGAUGCUACAUAAGCCUAGUGGAGGUAGGUGGGUCUAAGUGCCUCAGCUUUCUACUCAGGUGGCUUUUCUAUAGUUCCCUGGUAGCCACGAUAGAAGCAAACAAAAACCCUUAGAACCAGUAAUCUGGAAAGCCUUAUUCCCAAGCAAUGCUUGAAUUUCCAUCCUCCAAAAACUUCAGGAGUGAGUGUUUGAAAUGACCCCAUGGACUCUCCUGGCUGGUCUCCGCUGCUGUUUAGCAUUCAGUGCACACAUCCAUCUGUGAUGCCAAGGUUUUGUGAAACAGGAGAGCUGCCUUCCCCUGCUCCCCGUGGUGUAACGUGCCCUGGGGAGGUGGGGAAGAGGUGAUGGCACAAGGAAGAAAAUACCCUACUUCCUCACCCAUCGGUGGAUUCAGCCCUCACUUGGUGCUUAUGAUCAGUUAUUCAAGAACAAUAACAACAGCGAAGAAAAUGAGCUGAGACAUCCAAGACGCAAAUAUUAGGACCAAAUAUGUUACUGGUAACAACGGCAUUUGAGGGAACUGUAGUUUGCGUAUGUUAGGACAUUUUUACAAAGUACUGUAAUUCUUUCGUUGAGGGGCUAAUGGAUGGAGACAGGCUAACUCCUUUUGUUAUUUGCAUUAAAAUUACUCUGGGUCUCUGUUCAAAUGAGUUUGGAGAACUCCUUGAUUUGUUGCUCUGCGUGAAUGUGUAUACUCAUACCUGAAUGCAGGAAUACUGGAGACAUCCCCCGCCCCACCCGCCCUGCACUCUCUGCCUUGGGUUAUGUGCGUGUGCGCAUCCCUGAUCAACAGGCUGAGGCCCUAGGAUGCUCUGCGUUAACUGAUGAUGAAGAAAUCCAGACUGCCCCCAUGCCCCGCCCCGUCCUGCCAAGCCCCUUUGUAAGCACACUAAAUAUGGCAGCUUAAGUAGAAGCUGUAGCAUCAUUUAAAACCCGCCUGGAUGGGAAUUACUAAACUUGCUAAUAGUUGAGAAAGUUUACUUACAAUGCAGCAGGUUGGAUAGUUUUGUAUAUUGGCGGGGCAGAGGUGAUGGGGAGAUGCUAGGAAAAGGCUUAGAGGUUAAGUUUGAAUCUUGGUUUGGGGACAAAUGUGACUUUAGGGUAAUUAGAGACUUUCUACUUCAUGUGCCUUUAAAGUAGUCCAUUUUUCUAUGUUUUGUAUAAUCUGAAACUGUACAUGAAAAAUAAAGUUUAAAACCAAA